GCACUUGCCAUUGCGUUAUGUGUCCAAAAUCUGAACAUCAUUGUUGGCACUUCCAGUGAGCAGCCUGGUCCUCCUUCGUCUAAUAUUGAAUGAUUCACCUUCUUGCAGUCCAAGAUAAUGGCGUUUUGUUCAGCGUACCUCUUCAGAUGAGGACAAAUGCCUUGGUUGAAGGGGGUGAAUGAGCUGGCCGGCCACUCUUUAACAAGCAGGUGAAGGUGAACCCUGAGCCAGCAUCUAUGCUGCCAGCCCUGCACCCAGAAUCAGAGACUGGCACCACCUUGGGAAGCAACCCGACAUAAGACGGGACAAUGUAUACCUUCCUGCCAGAGAACUUCACCCCAGUGAAGCAGAAGCCAGCCAAAGAGCUGAAGCCCAUGAUUGCUGCCAUCGUGGUGGGCCUUGUUUUGUUUAUCGCCGCAGUGGUUGCGUGGUGCUACUAUGUGGCUUCCCUCCGGAAGGCAGAGAGGCUCAAGACGGAAGAGAUGGAUUUGCGGCAGGAUGGAUUCACCAUCAAGAACCAGAACGGCGAGCUGGUCUUCAGGGUGGCCUUCCAAUCAGGUCUCCUUGACCUGGAGUCCUGCUCCAGGGAAGGGGCAAAUUUAACCUGCACCCGGACAGACAAAGGGAAAGUCAAUUUUUUCAUAAAGAUUGUCAACCCCAAAGACACUGUGAUCUGCUACCGUGUGCGCUGGGAAGAGUUUGUGGUGGACACAGUGGUGGACCAUAAAAUGUUCUGGGGAGAUGCCCUCUGGUACGGGGGCUGUGAAAUGAGUGUCCAGCACUGGCCAAUCAAGCUGCCGGGAUACCAGGAACCCAUGCCUUUUGUGACCAGCGACGUGUAUUCCUUUAGGAACAGCUUUGGGGGUAUCCUGGAGAGAUACUGGUUGUCCUCCAAAGCAGCAGCCAUCAAGAUCAAUGACUCUGUGCCCUUCCACCUGGGGUUCAAUGCCACUGAACCAUCUCUUGUUUUCCAAGCCAGGUAUAAAGACUCUCCUUAUAAGCCUCCUUUGGGUCAGCAGCCUUUCCCUGAGCUGAGUUACCGGGUCUGCAUAGGUUCUGACGUCACCUCUAUCCACAAAUACAUGGUGCGGAAAUACUUCUACAAGCCUUCGAAGAUACCCUCAAAGAAUGCAUUCAGGUAUCCAAUCUGGUCAACCUGGGCCUUGUACAAAAAUGACAUUGACCAGGAUAAACUGCUGCGUUUUGCAGAAAAUAUCAAAAAAUAUAAGUUCAACUGCAGCCAUAUUGAGAUAGAUGACACCUAUACACAAGCGUACGGCGACUUUGAUUUUGACGCCGUCAAAUUCCCUAACGUGACAGAAACUUUCAAGAAGCUCAAAGAAGAGGGGUUUCAGAUCACCCUCUGGACACACCCAUUCAUAAAUUACAAUUCCUCAAAUUUUGGGGUGGGGAUAGAGAAGCAGCUUUUCAUCAAGGAGCCCACAGGGAGACUCCCCGCCAUGGUCGAGUGGUGGAAUGGCAUUGGCGCCAUCUUGGAUUUCACCAACCCUUCAGCCAGAGACUGGUUCCAGAGCCAGCUGAGACAGCUCCGCAGUAAGUACGGCAUAUCGUCCUUCAAAUUUGAUGCUGGGGAGACAAGCUACCUUCCCAAACAGUUCAGCGCCUUCCGACCUUUGUCGGACCCCAGUAUCUGGUCCAGGCGCUACACGGAGAUGGCCAUUCCGUUUUAUGAACUGGCGGAGGUGAGAGUGGGCUAUCAAUCACAGAAUAUCUCUUGCUUCUUCCGGAUCAUUGACCGGGAUUCGGUGUGGGGCUAUGAACUUGGGCUGAAAUCCCUGAUCCCUACAGUCCUGACUAUCAGUAUGUUGGGAUACCCUUUCAUAUCCGCUGACAUGAUUGGAGGGAAUUUCUUUCCCAACAAAACCGAUGGGGCUGUUGAAAUUCCAGACCGAGAGCUCUACAUCCGCUGGCUGGAGUUGUCCGCCUUCAUGCCGUCUAUGCAGUUCUCCAUCCCCCCUUGGCUCUACGACAAAGAGGUCAUAGAGAUUGCCCUGAAGUUCACCAGGCUUCACGAGUCCCUGGUGGCCCCCCUCUUGCUGGAGCUGGCCGGAGAGAUCACGGACACGGGGGAUCCCAUCAUACGGCCCAUCUGGUGGAUCUCUCCCGGGGACGAGUCUGCUCACAAAAUCGAUUCCCAGUUUCUCAUUGGCGACACCCUGAUGGUGGCUCCUGUCUUGGAGAUGGGGAAACAGGAACGAGACAUCUACAUCCCGGCGGGCAAAUGGCGCAGUUACAAAGGAGAGUUGUUUGAAAAAACUCCCACCUUGAUAACGGACUAUCCUGUUGAUCUGGAUGAGGUUGCUUACUUCGUCUGGGUGUCCUAAGCUGCGUCCGCUGACACUGCUAGCUUUCAAACUUCACAAAAGUCACCUUGCCUUAUUCUGGUGUCACAGUGUUUCUCAACCUUGGCCACUUUCAGAUGUGUGGACUUCAACUCCCAGAAUUCCCCAAAAGGUUGAGAAACACUGUGAUAUCCUAACAUGGAAUAAUUCUAAUCGGUUCAGAGGGUAGAAGGGGGAAAUAGGACACGAUUGCACGUUAAUUCUUUGAAUCAAGACUGAAUGAUGUGUGUGCAAUUAAAAAAUGCUGCUAAAAAGACUGACAUUGUCAAAGAUUUGCACCCUGCAGCAAAAGGCCUUUUCAGACCCCCUAUGGAAGCUGAGACUCAAAGCAGUGGUUUCAGAAGUUAGUUUGACUGCCCUGUAUUCAAAUGAUUUUCUUCCGUUUUUUUUUUCAAAGGUGGAGCUGGCCGAAACCCUUAGUGAUUUAUCAAUCACUCCACUGUUUAGUGCUUCUGACCGGUUUACUGUCAUUGGCUGGGAGGCACAGGAGGGAGCAUUUGCUCCCAAUCUGGUUUCAAACCUUUGCAAAAUGUGCAAGAAUGUCAGCCCAUCCAGGAAGAGUGGUUUCGUUUUGUUUUUAAAUUGGGAAGGCAUCUAAUAUUGCUACGACCAAGGCUGUCUGCAGAAGGGGGAUCACAAAUGCAUGAUCAAGACUCCACUCUUCUCUACAUGUGUCACAUAUGUAAAAAAGGGGUAGGGCUUCACGUGAUCACAGCCACCAACUUGACUUUGCAGAUUCCCCCUGUGGACUCCCUGGCUAUGGCACAACCAGCCUUAAGUUUUAAAAUACCAUAAGCUAUUGUUUGAAAUAAGCUUUGUUUUCCUAAAGAGAAUAAAUCCAAUUAAUACAGGUAUAUAUUUAUAGAGAUGCAGAGAUGUCUCCCUGUCUGCUUUUGGACAAGGCUGGUAUCAAAGGAAUGAACUAGCCACACAGAUUUGGUUAGUGGGCUGAGCUGGCUCCUCGGCUCUUGGCUUGGAUAUUUCCCAACUUUGCACCUCCAGUGUUUUGAGGCUGCUUCAGUUGGCUGUGGAAUUCUGGGACUUGGAGUGCCAACACACCUGGAAGGCUACCAGCUGGGGAAGGAGGCAUUUGUUUGUCCCUUCCACUCCUACCCACUUUCUUGCCCAGAUAGUUAACCCACACACAUCUGUCUGUCCAUCCAUCCAUCCAUCCUCAAUACAUUUAUUAUUUCACCCACAGCACCUGGUAAGUUCAAAUUUACCUGGAUCUCCUGCUGCUUGUGCCCUUCCUGGGUUAUGUUCAAAGGGCUGUUUGGAUUUUAUUGCCUUUCCAAGGUUCCCUCAGCUCAGCAGCAGCUCUCAAGGAUUGGCCCAGAUCAAUUGCAAGUUCUUGCCAGGGACCUCCAUGGUGCUAUGGGUUAGAGUGGCAUUUGAGGGUCAGGGUAGGGACUCAGAAGUUGGCUUGCUAACAGGACAUAGAGCAAAAAGGGAGGAUUGUGGUUUCUGUUUUCUGGAAGACAAAUGCAACUUAGUGCAGUCUGGAUACUCUUACGGUUUUCAUUAAGCUUGGCAAGAUUCCUCAUUUGAUUGUUUCUUUCUGAAUUCAGGAAGGAAUCUAAAUUCCCACCGACCUACUUGUAAUUCUGUGUUAACCAUGCCAUCCUUGGAAAAGCUCAUGAAAGGUAUUGAUUCCAUACCUCCUUAAGCAGUAGAUGUCUUGACAGCCUUCCCCUCUUAUUUAAUACCUUUGUAAGGUAGCAUAUUUGGGCUGCAGAAAUCCAAAGUAUCACUAGAUGACAGCAAGGAGGGAGAGAAAACUAAGGUCUUGCUGUCAUCUGGCCCAGAUCCAGGGCCCUGCGCUACCCGCAACCGUGCACAUUUAAGAUUAUAAAGCAAUGCAACAGAUAAUAUAGAUCACUGUCUGGGAACAGAAGAGAGAUGCAAUGUGAGAAAGUCAAGAGCCAAGCACAAUGUGAAGAACCUGAAUCAAGGGAUGGAUGAUGACACUUUAGCUUACAGAUGACGUGGGAGAGAGAGGGGGAUUUGUACAGUUAUGGAUCAUGGGGAGAAAGUGGAAAUGUGUUUUCCUUCUGUCAAAAUUAAAACCCAGUUGAGUGAUUUCAUUAAAGUUGAUGGUAAAUGGUGGUCUGUAAUCUGUCCAGAGAACUUUGGGUAUCAAGUGGAUAAGAAGUUUAAUAAAUAAUAAUGCUAAUACUGUCUAGCCUGACUCAUUUUGGAACUAGGAUAAAAAUGAGAAAAAAAUUGAAAUGAUGAGUUUGGCGAAGAAGUAAAAAUCCCCUUUAAUUUUAAACCUUUUUGGGCCUCUUGGCUAUAAAAUAAAAUUUCAUUUUAAUAUUAAACAUC
Messenger RNA from Candoia aspera, 4688 nucleotides. Its product is annotated as myogenesis-regulating glycosidase-like. Gene Ontology annotation, biological process: skeletal muscle fiber development; carbohydrate metabolic process. Gene Ontology annotation, molecular function: hydrolase activity, hydrolyzing O-glycosyl compounds. Lineage: Eukaryota; Metazoa; Chordata; Lepidosauria; Squamata; Candoiidae. The transcript is spliced from 2 exons. Bases 309 to 2345 code for a protein of 678 amino acids. The record is from RefSeq and is a predicted model, not a curated record.